Messenger RNA from Aspergillus oryzae RIB40, 600 nucleotides. RefSeq lists its product as uncharacterized. The coding region runs from base 1 to 600 and encodes 199 amino acids. The transcript is spliced from 2 exons. Lineage: Eukaryota; Fungi; Ascomycota; Eurotiomycetes; Eurotiales; Aspergillaceae. The record is from RefSeq and is a predicted model, not a curated record.
AUGGCCGACGAGCAGGAGGUAGUGGUCGUAACUUUCAACUACCGAUUAAAUAUCUUCGGUUUCUCUGGCGCACCGGGGUUCCCCCAGAACGUAGCGAUACUCGACCAGCGUCUCGCAGUGGAAUGGGUCCAUCGCAACAUCGAAGCAUUCGGUGGAGACCCCAAUCGCAUCACAAUCUUUGGGCAAUCAGCCGGGGGCGCAUCGGUCGAUUACUACUCCUACAUCUGGACCGAGAAACCUCUCGUCAGCGGCUUCAUCUCCCACUCAGGAACAGCACUAAGCUUCAAGCCCAACACACCCGAAGAAUCAGCCAGCUACUUCUACCACGUCUCUCAAACCCUAGGCUGCGGAAACAGCACCACUGCCACAAACCACAUCAUCCACUGCCUCCGCCAACAACCCUACAAAUCAAUCCUGAAAGCCGUCGCCAAAGUCCCAACUGCGUCUUCCCCCGUCCUCCCCCAACCCGUCUUCCACCCAACAGUAGACAACAUAACCAUCUUCAACAACUACGCCGAAAGAUCAGCAUCCGGAAACUUCACCCACAUAGUCAGUCCCAGACCUCCAAAUCACCCCCAACAAGAAAGAAGCAACUCAUAA